Molecule: messenger RNA, 4493 nt
Organism: Platichthys flesus (European flounder)
Lineage: Eukaryota; Metazoa; Chordata; Actinopteri; Pleuronectiformes; Pleuronectidae
Gene: hmgcs1
Product: 3-hydroxy-3-methylglutaryl-CoA synthase 1 (soluble)
Exons: 10
Coding region: 182-1729 (515 amino acids)
Biological process (GO): acetyl-CoA metabolic process
Molecular function (GO): hydroxymethylglutaryl-CoA synthase activity
Source: RefSeq, a predicted model, not a curated record
GGAGGCCAGGUGCUGUAGUUCAGGGAGAGAGGCUCCGUCUUAUAAAAACAAGAGGAGCCGCAGAGAGCUGCGACCACAGAGGAGACCUGUCAGUCAGCUGCCCGUCUUCAUCAGCUGCUCCUCUUCAUCAGAUCAGCGGCUCCUCUUCAUCCGCUGCUCUUCACUCCUCAGCCCAUUCAAGAUGCCUGGAUCUGAUCAGACCAGUUGUAUGGGACCAUGGCCCAAGGACGUGGGCAUCAUCGCCAUGGAGCUGUACUUCCCAUCCCAGUACGUGGACCAAGCCGAGCUGGAGCAGUACGACGGCGUGGCAGCCGGCAAGUACACCAUCGGCCUGGGCCAAGCUCGCAUGGGCUUCUGCUCGGACUGCGAGGACAUCAACUCCUUGUGUCUGACGGUGGUCCAGAGGCUGAUGGAGAGGAACGGCCUGUCCUACGACAGCGUGGGUCGGCUGGAGGUCGGCACCGAGACCAUCAUCGACAAGUCCAAGUCCGUGAAGACGGCCCUCAUGCAGCUGUUCGAGGACUCGGGGAACACGGACGUGGAGGGCAUCGACACCACCAACGCCUGCUACGGCGGCACGGCGGCGCUCUUCAACGCCGUCAACUGGGUGGAGUCCAGCUCAUGGGACGGCCGUUAUGCUUUGGUGGUAGCGGGGGACAUCGCAGUUUACGCAACAGGAAGUGCACGGCCCACAGGGGGCGCUGGUGCAGUGGCCAUGCUGGUGGGACCGAACGCACCUCUGGCCUGUGAACGAGGUCUGCGAGGAACUCACAUGCAGCACGCGUAUGACUUCUACAAGCCUGACCUGAUGUCGGAGUACCCUGUGGUGGACGGCAAGCUGUCCAUCGAGUGCUACCUGGGCGCCUUGGACCGCUGCUACUCCGUGUACCGCAACAAGAUCCACGCCCAGUGGCAACGAGAGGGCUUGGAGAAGCGCUUCAGCCUGGAGGACUUUGGUUAUCUGGUCUUUCACUCCCCGUACUGUAAGCUGGUGCAGAAGUCGUUGGCCAGAUUGAUGCUGAACGACUUUCUGAGCCACCCCAGCCCCAACACCGAGACAGGACCCUUCACCGGCCUGGACGCCUUCAGAGAUAUUCGACCAGAAGAAACCUACUUUGACCGGGAUGUGGAGAAGGCCUUCAUGAAGGCCAGUGCCGAUCUGUUUGAGAGGAAGACCAAGGCCUCGCUGCUGAUCUCCAACCAGAACGGGAACAUGUACACGCCCUCCGUCUACGGCUGCCUGGCCUCUGUCCUCGCACUACACACACCGUCGCAGCUCGCAGGACAGAGGGUCGGACUUUUCUCCUACGGUUCAGGUUUUGCUGCGACUCUGUAUUCUCUCCGCGUCACACAGGACCACACCCCCGGAUCGACUUUGGACAAACUGGUGUCGAGCCUGAGCGACCUGAAGGUGCGCCUGGACUCCAGGAGGAAGGUCUCACCUGCCGUCUUCUCUGAGAACAUGAAGCUGAGGGAGGAGACGCACCACCUGGCCAGCUACGUCCCCCAAGGCUCGGUGGACGACCUGUUCCCGGGGACGUGGUACCUGACGCGAGUGGACGACAAACACCGCAGGGAGUACGCCCGCACGCCUCUGGACCGCGACCUGCCGGCUGAGCCCGAACUCCUCGCUCGCUCCAACGCAACCACAGAGCAGCACAUCCCGAGUCCGGCCAAGAAGAUGCCUCGCAUCCCCGCCACCGUCCCCGAGGCGGCCGUCAGCAACUGAGAGCGUCCGUCUCCAUGGGAUCACAGUCCAGACCGGUCCAGGUCACAAGAGGUCCCUCCCACUUCAUCAUAAACUCAACCUCAUUAGCUCGGAGCAGUGUGGAGACGGCUGGACUUCCCAUCAUGCCCCUGCUGGCCACAUGUGACACUGUCGGACAGUAAGAAUUAGUUUAAUUUUAAAGUUGACACUUUUACACGUGCUCCCUUUUGCAUUUGUGCAAAACUGGACAGUUGUUGAUCUGGGAGCGGCUCAGGCAGAUGUUUGAGAAACAAGUCGACUUCCUGCUGGCAGCUCGCAGCCGGCGACAGGAAGAGGAAGUGGACAUAAUUAACGUGGCUUCAGGCCUCCUGCUGAUUAACGGGGGGGGCAGGGCCCUCAACUGUGUUUAUCGAUUAAAAUAGUGCUUUCCCCCCCCCAUGAACACACACACAUACACACACAUCAAGGUUUAAUAAAACAACAUCAGUGGUAGUUCUGUUACACCUUGGCUCCUGUUGUGCAACAUGAAACACAGACGGCCACAAGGUUCUGCAGUUAGAGAGAACCUCCACAUGUGGAGGUAGACCCCGUGAAGGAGACCAGAGCCCAGUCUGCAGACCUCUUAAGAAGUGGUCCCCCCAGGUGUGCCACGCCCCUGCUGAUCACCAGGGUCUGACUCCGCCCACUAUUCCAUCUGCUGACAGGUGGCCAUUUAAAGACUCAGGUUUACUCGUCUGAGUUUCUCAAACGGUCCUAGCACCUCCUCACCAGGACACUGCACAGAGUCCUCCAUGGUUACCAUCGUUUCAAAAGAACCCACAUAACCUUUUUAAUAUUUAAUUUAUAAAUAUUUGAUCACCUUUGGAAUACCUCUCCCCUGACUAUCUGCCUAACCAGUGCUAACUACCUUCUCCAGACCCGAGUCUUCAUGCAUUUCAUGACAGGUGUUUUAAACCAAUGACCAGGUAAAGCCCCAGCUCUGCUGGGACUCACCAGACGGACACGGACGUGUACCCAGGACUCAAAGUCAAAUCAUGUUUAUGCACAAAAAUAACAAAUCAACAGACCCCCCCCGAGAGAGAUACUGCUGCUUAUUCCUACCAGGAAAGGUAACUCCCUCUAAUUAGUGUCUGAUAAUGAAGGCAAUUAGUAGCAGCAAUGUAAGCUCCAAGUAAAACCUUCACACUAAAGUUAUCACACACCCUGGACACACCCAGGCAGCAGCACACUGUUCCAGGGGAACCUUAACUUACUAGAGGCCCAUUACUUUCUCAGUACAGAAAAGAGUGAGAACUGGAUCUGGAUCCUGGACGAGCCCCCACCUCUUACACCUUGACUCCUAACCCAACCAGAAACUCAGACGGCCACAAGGUUCUUAUAUUCUGUCUUUUCUUUGGUUCUGUAGAUUAUAAAACACAGAAAGUCACUCGGUGGAGCUCGAACAGUCAAUCAAGUUAAAUGAACCCAAACCACAAUCCUUCACAGAUAUCAGUGCUUUAAAUGUCAGAUUAUUUUUUUUAUCAAUGUCCAUGAAUUAUUCUUUGAGAAAUCCAAUAAAAUCCUGUUUUACUUUCUUAAAGAAAGAGAAGAAACUUGGAUCAACGAGUUCUUUCUCGACGCGUCUUUAUUCCAAGUUCGGUGGAAAUCUGUUCAUAAGUUAGUUUUGUCCAAAAGACGGAAUCGACCUCAGUAAACGGAACCUUUGGUUCUGUCGCUCCAGGAAAUAGAACUGAACUUAAUCAUCAUGUUCUCUCUAUUUUCUAGAUGUUUGUCCAGAGCAGGUGGUGGUUUGAAUUACGUGAUUGUAUUGGAGGUGAUUUGCUAUGAAUUUGUCUUUCCAAUGCCAGCACAUGUGUAGUAACAUGAACUGUGCCUGUACAUGUGUAGUAACAUGAACUGUGCCUGUACAUGUUACUACACAUGUACUGGCACAGUUCAUGUGUAGUAACAUGUACAGGCACAGUACAUGUGUAGUAACAUGAACUGUGCCUGUACAUGUGUAGUAACAUGUACUGGCACAGUUCAUGUGUAGUAACAUGUACAGGCACAGUUCAUGUGUAGUAACAUGUACAGGCACAGUUCAUUGUAUAGAUCUGUGUGUGUUGAAAUGAGGAAUGUGAAUUCACUACACUGUUUUGUUGUCUCUGUUCUGGUAAUAACACGACUCAGUUCUUGAAGUCGGGUCCCGACCCGGUGACGUGUUGGACUCCUCAGCGGGUUCACGUGUGUCUGAGGAAACACUCGACUGUUCUCACUCACAUGCAGGGUUUCACUCUGAAGCCUUAAGAGAAGGGCUGCGAUCCAUCAGGCGGGCGACGCACUCGACUGAGCCGCUUCAUGUCGGUGGGUUUCCUUCCUGUUUCACAGUGACGUCGGUUUGAUUCCAUCGUGGCAUCUGUCAACAUAAAGUAAACACAGCUGAUUGGGCAGAAGACAUCAGCCUCAAGGUGUCGGUGUCUUUUCAAAACCAUCUGCUAACAUGGAGCAGAUGGUUUAUGAGCUGUACUGUAGCCGAGCACCAGGGGGCGAUCCAGAUGUUUUGGCUUCUGAUUGGCUCCUGUAGGUGGGCGGAGCAGAGUCGUUCUCGAGAAGCCUUCAACACGCGAGUAAGAAUCGUAGACACGUAGCUUUUCCUCCAAUAAUGUAAAUAAAUCAUGUUUAUUGUACAGUCACGUGAUCUGAAGCCAUGAUGAUGAUGAUGAUGAUGAUGAUGAAUGAAUGAGGCAGAUGAAUUUUAUCGCUUUGUGCAAACAUGUAGAUUCUGAAUAAAUUAACUCUAAACUUG